Messenger RNA from Camelina sativa (false flax), 1607 nucleotides. Lineage: Eukaryota; Viridiplantae; Streptophyta; Magnoliopsida; Brassicales; Brassicaceae. The record is from RefSeq and is a predicted model, not a curated record.
GAGAGAGGCUUUGCAUCGAAUGGUUCUUCUUAGGGCGUAUAAGGAGAAGAAACAAAGCCGUACAAAGAGGGCUCUUCCUUGGGCAUAAACCACCAUUUUCGUUUUAUCUGAAAUCUUCGUCUCUCUCGUAAGAUCUAACCGCAACAACUGCUUAAGAUGGAUAGGUAUCACAGAGUGGAGAAGCCGAAGGCGGAUACGCCGAUUGAUGCGAACGAGAUUCGAAUCACUAGUCAAGGCAGGGCACGAAACUACAUCACCUAUGCGAUGACUCUUCUUCAGGAAAAAGGUUCAAGUGAAGUUGUAUUCAAGGCAAUGGGAAGAGCUAUCAACAAGACUGUGACCAUUGUAGAGCUGAUUAAGAGAAGGAUCCCUGAUCUUCAUCAGAACACAUCGAUUGGAUCCACAGACAUAACAGACACAUGGGAACCACUUGAGGAAGGCCUUCUACCUUUGGAGACUACAAGGCAUGUGUCAAUGAUAACCAUUACACUAUCCAAGAAUGAGCUUAAUACAUCUUCUGUUGGGUACCAGUGCCCGAUUCCUAUUGAGAUGGUGAAGCCAAUGGGCGAUAUCGAUUACGAAGGACGAGAGGGUUCACCUGGUGGCAGAGGGAGGGGAAGAGGAAGAGGAAGGGGAAGAGGAAGGGGGCGAGGCGGCAGAGGAAAUGCUUAUGUGAACGUUGAGUAUGAAGAUGGAGGUUGGGAACGUGACCAGUCCUAUGGACGCGGCAGAGGACGUGGCAGAGGACGCAGCAGUCGUGGUCGUGGGAGAGGAGGAUACAAUGGUCCUCCAAAUGAGUAUGAUGCACCACAAGAUGGAGGUUACGGUUAUGAUGCUCCUCCUCAUGAACACCGUGGAUAUGAUGAACGUGGUGGUUACGAUGGUCCUCAGCAAGGCCGUGGCGGUUAUGAUGGUCGUCAGGGUCGUGGCGGUUAUGAUGGUCCUUCUCAAGGUCGUGGUGGCUAUGAUGGUCCUCCUCAAGGCCGUGGUGGCUACGAUGGACCUCCUCAAGGCCGUGGUGGCUACGAUGGACCUCAGGGCCGCGGGCGUGGGCGUGGACGCGGAAGGGGAGGUCGUGGAAGAGGUGGAGGAGGAGGUCGUGGUGGAUUCAACAACAACCGAUCAGAUGGACCACCAAUUCAGGCAGCUGCUUGAGAGUGAGGUGUCGCUUAGACAAACAUAAAAAGAAAAAAAAAGCCCAAGUCGUUGGAUGUUUUUUUCUAUAUCCUUGCUCUCUGUCUCUCUUUCUAUGUUUGCUUCUUCUGUCCAUCAAGAAGACAUGUUUGCUGCCAUAAAGUGUAUCUCUUUCCCCUUUCUUUUUCUUCUUUAAUCCAUUGAUUCACAGUUUUUUUGUUUUGAGUUUGUGGUCUGUUUUGUUUCUUUUCUAGAGUCGCUUAGGGUAUAGUAUAUGUUCAAUUUAUUUUAUGGUUGGUUAGAGAAGAACUACUGAGGCAUCCAUCCUCUUUUCAUUUUUGUUUUUGUUUGUCAUCUCUUCUGUUUUGUAGUUUUGUUUAGGUGGGAGUGAGACACACAGUUUGGACAAAUUAACUCUUUUUCUUGUUUGGUUAUCAGUUUUUUUUAAUGUGAUGGAACAGUUGAUUCUUUUA